Messenger RNA from Phytophthora nicotianae INRA-310, 1955 nucleotides. RefSeq lists its product as hypothetical. The record is from RefSeq and is a predicted model, not a curated record. Gene Ontology annotation, molecular function: hexose transmembrane transporter activity. NCBI's taxonomy places the organism in Eukaryota, Oomycota, Peronosporomycetes, Peronosporales, Peronosporaceae. Gene Ontology annotation, biological process: monosaccharide transmembrane transport. The coding region runs from base 127 to 1599 and encodes 490 amino acids. The transcript has a single exon. Gene Ontology annotation, cellular component: membrane.
ACUUUCCAUUUGGACAAUCAAGACCCAAAGCAAGAGUGACAAGCUCACAAGUUUUCCCGGGCAGCGGCUCCAUCACGACAACUUCUCAACUGGAACCAACAAGCAAACCAACCCCGCCAAGCAACUAUGCCGUCUGAAGCGCAAACGGACCCGGUGUACUCCGAGGUCACCACCCCCAAGGGCAACGACGGCGUCCCCCUCUACGACGAAGCUGCGGAACGCAACAUUAAACCCAACUGGAUCCUCUAUUCCAGCAUCCUUGUGGCAUUACUGCAGCCCUUCCAGAGCGGUUGGUCGUCGUCCCAAACCAACCUGUCUCAAUACAGCGACACGGAUGAGUGCAAUGCACGUCCUGUGGCUCCAGACACAUGUCUAAUGUUUUCGGGCCACUCGAAGCUCGAGUGGACAUUCGCUGUGAACGCAUGGAUCUUCGGUGGCAUGAUCGGCUCUCUUUUCUGCGGCCACUUCAGUGAUCUGUGGGGCCGUAGGAAGCUGCUCUUCGUCAACUGCAUCUUCAUGAUCGCGGGUGCCGCGAUCCAGACGCCCGUGUCGAACGUGUGGGCUUUUGCCUUCGGUCGCAUGGUCGCUGGAAUUGCAUCGGGAACGGCCACGGGUACACUAGGUGCUUACACGAACGAGCUGUCUCCGCCUCACCUGCGUAACAUGCUGGGCAUGGGUCUGCAGAUUUCCGUGACCAUCGGUAUUCUAUUCCCGGCCAUUUGCUUCUUCUUCGCCAACACGAGCAGUGGUUGGCGCUAUCUGGCUGCGUUCCCUGCCGUCUUAGCCGUGCUCUUCCUCUUGUUGGCCCCGUCCUGUUGUGUCGAGAGUCCUGCGUGGUUGCUGAUGAAGGGCCGUCGCGAGGAAGCCAAGCAAGUGAUCACUCGCCUCUACGGUGAGGAGAACGUUUACCUCGCUCUCUCGUGGUUGGAGACGCCCUACAAGCCUGACCCAGAGCAAGCUCUCGUCGCUCAGGAGGAGUCUCUCUUCGCACCCAAGUACCGUCUCGCUCUCGCCACGGCCGUUCUGCUUUCAUGUACGCAACAGCUUUCCGGUAUCAACGCUGUCUUCUACUACUCCAACUCCAUCUUUGAAGACGCCGGCAUCUCGGACCCGCGAGUCGGCACACUCAUCAUCGACUUUGUCAACAUUUGGCCGGCCUUCUCCACGGGGUUCUUAGCCAAACGCUUUGGUAACCGGAAUCUCAUCCUCUGGGGCAUCGCCGGUAUGUUCGUCAUGGCCGUACUCAUGACAGUGGCCUUCCUCGUGGAUGUAGCGGCACUGUCCGUCGUGUUCAUGGCCUUCUACGUGAUCGCCUUCGGUGCCACGCUUGGGCCCCUCGUGUGGGUUAUCACGGCUGAUCUGUUCCCGGAUUCGGUGCGCGCUACAGCGACGUCCAUCGGUAUUGGCGUCAACUGGCUCUGCAACCUUAUCGUCGGUGUCUCCUACCCUUACAUCGCCGACGCUUUUGACGACUACAGCUACGUGCCGUUCGUGGUGCUGCUGGCCAUCUUCUACGUUUUGUCGCUCAAGCUCGUCCCUGAGACGUACGGCAAGUCGGCGGAGGAGGUGCAACGUGAGUUCCAGCGCAACCACCAAUAGCUUCACCACGGGACCGUCACGACAAGUCGAAAACAUGACGGUGUACUUUGACGAGUUCCGGGUGUUCGUUCCUUCAUCGUUGGCCCGAGAGACUCGGUAGCGUACGCAUUGCGUGCUGUGUCUUGACAUUUAUGAUAGGGAUUUACUUGAAGAGUAGUGUGUAGCGGAUUUUGUCUUUGAUACGCCAGGUUGUCGAUACGGAAUGGCUUUACAACGAUCUGCUUGUGCUUUGGCCUCAAGCGUUCAAUUAAGUUUGCUGCACUAUGUAACGUGGUCAUUUCGAUAGCUCAUGGCGACGCAGAACUCGUUGUUAGGAUUAUUGUAUGGAAAUUAAAGUGGUAAAGUGAUGUUUUGAC